Entrophospora sp. SA101 is the source of this 3867-nucleotide messenger RNA. Lineage: Eukaryota; Fungi; Glomeromycota; Glomeromycetes; Entrophosporales; Entrophosporaceae. The record is from the annotation of a GenBank genome assembly.
AUGAAAUUACAAGAAACUGAGUUGCCAUUACACAAACGUAAAAAUGUACUUGAAGAAAAUUUAUCAAUUUUUGAUAAUACUAACAGCAACAACAAUCAUAAUAGUGGUAUAUCGAAAUUAAUAGAUAAAUGUAUCAAUUCUCAUAGAUCUGCUGUUUACUUUAAACCACCACGUGAAGACAUACUAUCAUACAACGACGAAUACAAUGAUGAUGGUGAAUAUGAACAUGGUGGUGAUAGUUAUGGUGUUGGCAUUAGUGGUACUUCAUCUGAAAUUAAUGAAGAUAGUUCAUCUAACGAAUUUCCUCGCCGUGUUAAAUCAUUUGUUUAUCGGAAUGUUCUUAACGUCGAUAUUUCUCAAGAUACUCCCGAUCUCUCCUCUUAUGCUAUCUCUGCUAUCACCACUCGUCCACCUCAUGUUAAUUAUCCAAGUGAUAUUUCUGGAAGUGAAAAUAUUAACAAGUUUAAUAAUGAUGAAAAUCAUAUAUUUAUUCCUGAUAUUCGUUAUGCUACAACUGGCGAUUUUGUUGGAAGUGCACCUGUUGGUGCUGGAAGAUGGUCUACUCUGAAACGAAAAAAAAAUAAUUGUUAUAAGAAUAGCAGCACUAUCAUCAACAAUAAUGAUACAGAAUACGACAACGUUGAUGGUUUAUCACCUAGCUCAUCAUUUACAAUUGCUUCAGCAAAUGAAAUUAAAAAUUCUCUAGAAAAUAACUUACAGCAACAACAGCAGCAACAAACUGCUCUUUUAAGAAGCAAAGAUAUUACUCAAUCAAAAAACAUCACUGAUGAAGAUAAACUUAACACCAAUAAAAAAAGUAAUAAUUCCAGUACUAUUGUUACUAGUCCUGUCAUCAUGCCUCAGAAUGACUAUGAAUUUUUAUCUCAAUCACCAACUCCUUUACGUGAACCAAUUAUUGCCUCAACUAAUAAUAAAAAUCAUUCAGAAAACCCAGAGAUACAACCGUUUGAUGUUAUGAAAAAUGUUACAGGUCUCAGUCAACAAGAUACUCAUUAUAGUUCAUCAAAAUCACAUGAAAACAUUGAUAUACUGUUAUCUCCAAUUGUUGAAGAAUCGAACCCCCUUUUCUCUCCCAAAAAAGACAAAAAUCCAGCAAUACCAAUUGGUUUAAUAAAACAUCAUUCACGUGAACCUUCAACUUCAUUGCAAUCAUUGUUUGUUGAUUCCAAUGCUGAAAACAAUUCCGAUAUUUCAAUUAAAUCUUCUAUAUCAAAAAAAGAAGAAUCUUCGCCAGUUGAUAAUACCUGCAAGAUGGAAAGAACCGACGAAAACAAUAAGACAAAACCAAUCACUAUAUUAUCAAAGGAUUUCCUUUUAGCAGUAAGAAAAUCAUGGAAUAGCGAGUUCACUGAUGCUUUUAAAAUUUUUAGCCAACACAAAAAAAGGUUAUCUAGAUGGAGUGUAGCUGAUGUAGAAAUGCAAUUGAUUAAACAUUUGAUGACUGGUCAAACCUCUGAUAAUGAAAAUCCAGAAUUAAUAAAUACACUUUUUGAAACUGAAAAAUUGGCAACAAAAAUUAACGAUAAUAAAGAAGAAUUUGAGAAUUCUUUUUCGUAUUUAAGAACCGAAAUAUGGAAAAAAACUUUAAACCCCAAUUCUACACCAGCUGAUGAUGAGGCUAUAUUUGUUUCUCUUCGUACAAAUUACCGUUGGGAUUGUGAAUUAGCAAUGGCAGAUAUACUUUUAUUUCGUGCUGUGUUACAAGUAGUUGGUGGCAGUGAAAUAAAAGGAGCGUUUAAUCUACGUAAAGCCUGGAAAACUUAUUCUAAAGUAAGAGAUGAAAUAGAAAGAAUAAAUGGUGAAUCAAUUGCAUCAAAAAAAGAAUCGAAUAAAGUGGAAUCUAGUAGUUCUAAUAGUAGCAGAUGGAGUUUUGGUAGUGCUUUUAUUAGUGGCCAAGGCAGUUUAACUAACAUGGUUGGAUUAGGUACUUCAAAGAACCAUACACCUGAAGCGUCAAUUGCUACUCUUGAUGGUAUUAAUAAUUCGAUUGAAGUAGAUUCUGAUGUGGAAGAUUGUUUGGAAUUUGGAAUUGGUGUUUUUUAUUUUAUUGUAUCAAUUGCUCCUGGAUCAUUUUUAUCAGUCCUUAAAGCCAUUGGAUUUAAUGUUGAUAGGGAAAAAGGGAUUACAAUGCUUGAAAAUUGUUUUUCCCGUAAUGGUGUUAGAGCACCGUUCGCCGCGUUAUUUCUACUUGUAAAUUAUCUUUUUCUGCCACGUGGGAUUAUUGAUGCAAAUAUUUCAUUAAAUAGAGCCGGUUUAAUUAUUGAAGAAUGUAUCAAAAAAUAUCCAAACAGCCCACCUUUUUUAUUUAUGGCAUGUCAACAUGCAAGGAAAACCGGGCGUAUUAAAGAGGCGAUCAAUUUUAUUAAUAUUGGUAUAAAAAGUUGUGAAAAUGCUGAAGCGACCAGUACCAAUUAUAGAUUUGAACUAGGAAUGACGUAUUUGGUUAAUAUGGAUUUUUCUACUGCAAAAGACAUAUUUGAAUUAUUAUUUUACGGUAAUACGAUUGUGUUCACCGGUAGCAAAGGAUCAAUUAGACUUCAAGGAUCAAUACAUGGAUCCGCUAGAAUUAGAUCAAAAGAUGGCGGUGUUGGUAAUAACAACUGCAAAAAUAGUACCAAGAAGAAAGACAACAAAACAACUUUACUUCAACUUUUUGAAUUUGAAUUGAGACCAUUUUGUGGCCUUUGUUUGGCUGGGUGUUAUUUUAUGGUUAAAUUGGAAGAUUAUGCAUUGAAAGAAGCCAUAGACGUUUUAAAACAAACGAAGGCAAUGACGAAUCCUCCGUCUGAUGAUAAUAAUAGUAGUAGUGUUGCUGGUAGUAUUGGAUUAUUUGGUACUAAUGGAAGUGGAUUUGGCGGAUUUAGUGGUAUUGGUGAAUUGAAAAAACGUUGGGCCAACAUGUUAAAUAAAAUAUGGAAUGAUUUAAAAAAACCAACAGACACAGAUACUUGUGCAGUUUAUUUAUUGUUCAGAGGGGUUUUUGAAAAAUAUUUAGAAAAUGAUCCUUUGAUUGCUCAAGCCACAUUUUUUGAAUGUUUAACGAUGGAAGUAGGUGUUGUGACAGAAACUUGGGUAAUCCCGCACUGUAGAUAUGAGCUUGGUGAAUUGUUUUAUAAACAAAUCGAUAACCAAGAAGCAGCAACUGAACAAUUCAAAUGGAUAUUAAAAGGAUCAAGACCUACAUCUCGCGGAGUUCUUAUACCACGUAGAGAUAAUAAUUUAAGUUUGGUUUCAUUAACGUCUAAAUCAAGUUUUGAUUUAACUACAAGUACCACUUCUAUUUCGAUAUCAACGAAUCCUGAUAAAUUUAAGAAAUACGAAUUUUCUAGGACUCUCAAACAACGUUGUACUGUAGUGAUUGAUCAGAUUAAAAGUGGGACGUUAUUAACACCAUCUUCAACGAAUGUCCAAAAUAAUAGCAAUGGUGAUGGUAGUAAUAAUAAGAGUUUUCAUAAUAGAAAGAAGUCAGGUUCAUGUUCAGGUUUAUUGAAAGAAAUUUAUGAGCAACAGUUAUUACAAAAAGUUAUUUCAUCACCAACAACAAUAUUAAAAUCAAGUUCAAAUAAUGAUGAUGACUCUAAUUAUAUUAAAGAUAAUAGAAAAAUCAGUAAAAAGAACACUAUUAACAAUAAUGAUAAGAUUAUUAAUGAAACAGAUAGUAGUAGUAAGAUUAUUUCAACGUCAGUGUUUAAGAAAAGACAUAAACAGAGAUCUUUAAGUCUUCCACAACAUGAAAUUGAAACUGCUAGAGAUAUAAUUAUUAGUAGUAACAGUGGUAAAAACAAUUCAAGUGGAAGUGAAGGAAAAGCAAAGAGUAAAUUUUCGUUAGUAUUUAAACUUAAAUAA